AUUUCAGAUUAAAAUGUAAAAUGUCUGACUCUAGGUCCAGCUCUGAUGCUAACGGAAACUUCUGUGACGGAGUGGAGCAGGGCCCGCUCAAUGAAUCUGUCGAAGAACACAAUGAUCUCAAUAUUUCCUCCAAUGAUCUCCCAGACAUCUCUCAGCAUGAUUUAUCCUCCAAUGAUCUCCCAGACAUCUCCCUCCAUAAUAUAUCCUCCAAUGACUUACCUCCGGAAGCCUCCGAUCUUGAAUUAUCAAGUAAUGAUCUCCCUCCGGAGAGCCCGGAGAAAAAUGAAAUGUCUCUGUUAAACCGUUCUUCUGACUUCUUACCUACUGAGAGCCCUAAAAGGAUCAGUAUCAAUGGAAUUGAAUCAGGAGACAACCUGGAGCAGAUGAUGCUGGAGAUCGGAGAUAUUGAUGAGUCCUUAUCCUCCCCGAGAGAGGUUGAGGACUACAGAACUGCAAUCUCAAACAGAGAUAAUCUCAUCAAGCGGUUAUCAACCAGCCUACAGCAUGUUCUCAAGGAAAGGGGAGAAGAUGCACAGAUAACUUCACUUCUAGAGGAGGAGAUGAACAGUCUCAAGGUUCAGGUUAAGCUAGCAGUAGAGAAGGCAGCUAAAAAUAAAUCCUGCAGAACCCGGUAUACGCAGCUGGAGAAGGAACGAGAUGAGCUGAUUUCAAACCUAAACCUAGUCUCAGCUCAGCUCAAGCUCAACAUGGAUUCCCUCCAAGAGAAAGAAUCCGCACUCCUUCUCCUAGAAUCUAGUCUUGCCAGUAUUAAAUCUCAAACUAACCAAGAAAUUGCUCAAUUGAAACUAGACGUACAAAAGACUGAGGAAAGGAUGAAGGUUGAGAGUGAGGAAAAGCUUAAGAAACUAAUGGGUGAGUACGAAAUAAAACUCCAGAAUCAGGUCGAGGAUCAUCAGAAGGAGGUGACUGCUCUGGAGGAGAAAUAUGAAAAGGAGCUUGAGGCUAUGGAGGACAGGUACGAGGAGGAGCAGGUGGUGGAGUUCAACCUUCUUGACGCAGAACUUCUCAGUGUUAGGGAGGAGAGGAAUGAUCUGCGAGAGAGGUUGGAUGAGAUUGAAUCAGGGACUAGAGCCCUGGAACUAAAUAAACUCCAAGAGGAGCAGAAUCUACUCUUGAAGAAAGCAGAAAAUGAACAGAAAGCUCUAGUCGAGAAAAUGUUAAAACUUGAGAAACUAUAUGCAGAGGAAUCUUCUAUCAGAAUGUCCCUUGAACAAAACCUGAACGAGGUUAGCUCCGUUCUAGAUGAAACUCAGUACAAUGCUAUACCCUUGAAGGUUCGGGAAUCUAUCGAGAAAUCUCUCCGACUCUCCUGUAACUUCUCUAGGAGCAGAGAGAGUCUAUCUCAAGACGGAGAUAAUCAGAGUUGGAAGGAGAACCUGUUUCCUUCAUCUAAUAUCACUCAGAUCGAGAGUGAAGACGAUGUUUCCUUUAGAUCUACAGAUACUGAGACUACUCCAGUCCACCGACCCGUUCUACAGAGAUAUGUAGAUGAGUCUGACCUAGUUCGUUCUCUGAAGGGAGAGCACGAAAAAGAGAUGAGUGAACUGAGAAGAUAUUUUGAAAACUACUGCGCAGAAAUGGAAAGAAGAUACAGGAAUGAGUUUGAGGAGCAUUUAGCCCAUCAGAGAAACCUUUCUAGUCGACAGGGGACGGCUCCACUUUCUUUAGAGAUAUCACAAGGACAGUUAGAUUUCUCCGAACUGGAGUCUAUAUCUCCACGUUCUUUAGACAGUUCUCAGCUUAACUCCUUAGGUUAUCAAGGCCCCCUGAGCGGACAUGAAAGUGAUGGAUAUCCGUCCCGGCACCGUUGUGAAAGCAAUCCUUCUCUUCACUCCCGGCAUAAUAGUGAUAUUCCAACCCAACUACAGGGAGGCAUGUCCAAGACAGGUUCUCCUCGGAGAGAAACUUUAAAUCAAGAAGUUGGGAAGGAUUCUGAUUCCUUACAUUCCGUUUCUUUGAACCUUGGUGGGAUUAUACAGCUCACGGAGCAGAGAAGGAUCCAGGAUCUUGAGUUGGUAGAACGCCAAGAGGAGAUUGUUAGAUUAAAAGAGAAGGUUUGUCUAUUGGAAAAGGCCCUUUCCAGUGUUGAAGGUGGAAAAGGGAAAUGUGCCAGUUGUGCUCGAUACAAGGAAACGCAAGAAAACCUGAAACUUGAACACACCAAAGAGUUGGAGAAGAUAAAGGAGGAGAACAAGAUCAAGAUCCAGUCUACCAUGGAGAAAUUGAAGAAGGAUUUAGAAUCUGAUCACAUGAAGAAGUUUGACGCUGUUUCCAAGCAGAUUCAGCAGGUUCAAAACUCAGAGAUUGAAAGAAUCAAGGUUAGAUUAAAUUCAGAGCACUCAGCUGUCCUGGAGAAGGUUCAGUUAGAGCACGAGCAAAUACUCCAGGAUAUAAAAGAAGCUCAGACUCUGGAGAUAGAAGAGGUUAGAAGAUCUUUCCACUCUACGGAGAAAUCCAGUUCGGUUUCCAAGCCUGAACCUGAGGUUAACCCUGAAAUCGUGGAGAAACUAGAGAAGGAUCUAGAGAAGCUAGAGGUUGAACGAAAUCAACUUAGAUCUAUGCAACACAUGAUGAAAAGUCUAAUCAAUGACCUUGCUCUACAUUACAACCUCAGUCAGAAGCAGAUUCGAUUCUUCUCCGAUUCAACCUUUUUCGAAUCAUUUGAUCUAAAAUCUUUAGAUGCAAAUGAAACCACAGAGUCCAACGCUCUGCACACACCUUUCAAGUAUUUCGGCGGAGAAGUUUCAGCUCCUGAAAGUAUGAAUACUUCUCUACAGUCUGGUUCUCAGUUUUCUGUUCUCCGAGACCAGGAACACCAACUGGUUACUCCUAAUCAAUCUUUCUUCAGUAAAGAUGAGCUGUCAGAACUGAUGGGAGCUGGGUCCUUCCUGUCAGUGAUGGAGAACUCGGAGGAGGUUUUCCAGGAGCUCCGCUCUCAGGUUCAAAGAUCUAACGAGAUUCUUAAAACUCUAGAACCUGGAAGCUUGCUCACCAAGAUAUCUGGUCUCCUUACUCCCCCAGACUCCCAGGAGUCGGAGAACUUCGUUGGUCGAGAAGCGGGACGGUUGGAGGUGGAGAAGGCAAGGUUGGAGUUAGAGUUGGCUGCAGCUAAACAACGUCUGCAGGAGAUGGAGCUAAGUGGGAACCGUAGUGUGGAUCAGAGUGAAGUUAUAAGUGGGUUAGGAGGAGAUAUUUCAGGAGAACCUGAGCACAAUAUAUCAGUCCUUGAUUUAAAAAGCUUACGAGAACUUCAGGAUAGAGCUGCGCGUCUCCUCGGUGAUACAGAGGGUUCCUUGCGCCCUGAGCAGAGUAGAGAAGCUGUUGAACUCCUAGCUGAACUCCUUAUGCACACAGAUCAGGUUAUAAGUACCGCAAAACUGCAAGUAAGUGAUCUAAGUCAGCAACUUGAUGCAGCUGAUAAACAGCUGAGGUCAACCCGUGGGUUCCUGGAGGAACAAGCUCAGGAACGAGAAGCUGAGAGAGAGGAUUGGGAACGAAAACUGAAUCUAGCUUUACUUCAAUCCAGAAGAAGAUCUGAGAUUCGGGAACAGGGAGACGAAGAAACGGAUGUCGGAGAGGAAGAAGAUAUUCUAAGUUCAGGAAAGGAAGAAAAACAAGAGUUGACCGCAGCAGUUGAGAAGAUUUAUCAACUGAGAGAAAUCAUCCGAACCCUUGAGACAGAUCUUGAGAAUAAGGUUGAGGAGGAGAGGAGGAUAACCGAUGAGGUUCUAGAGUUAAGAUCUGCUCUCACGGAGUCCUUGUUAAGCCAGGAGGCCGUGCAGCAGGAGCUGGAGAAUAUCAGAAGCAGUAGCACAGACCAGGAGCUCAUUGAUCUAGUCGAGGGGCUCAAGGAACAGCUCAAUAGCAAGACUCAGGAGCUGCAGAAACACAGAGCUGUUCAUCAACAUCUUCACGAUGUCAAGGCACAUCUGCGAGGUUUACAGGAGAGGGUUGUUCAGUCGACCAGGGAACUGGAGAACUCUGUCUCCGGUAGGAUUAGUACCAACUCCAGCAGAGGUUCUAGUCCUCUUCUUUACAAUGGAGGCAGUUUUGAGGACAUAGGCAUAGGUGGAGCUGGACUGGAGAUUGAAGAGGUUUCAAAACUGGAGAAAAAACUGAAGAUAUUGGAGAAAGCUGAAACUAUGGCUGUGAAUAAAGUAAAAUCAAUGGAUGCAGAAAUCCUAAAUCUAAAAUCUGAGAUAAAAUGUUUGUUGGAAGAUAAAUCAAGUUUAUCUGCUCAGCUGGAGGAGGUUGGCAGGGCUGGAGCUCAGGCUCAACUAAUUAUCAGUUCUCUGAAAAAGGAUAAAAUGAAUCUUGAAAAACAGCUGAAAGAGCUCAGAGGAUAUAACUUUGAGGACCUUCAGGCUGAGAAUGCUCUUCUUCAAUCCAGAGUUGUUUCUCUCCAAGUACAAGUGUCCACGCUUCAGGGAGAAAAACAGGCCAGUAAACAUAGAUUCCCAGUUCGAGGAGAUGGAACUGAAGUUAUCCUUCAGGAGAAAGAGAAGAUUAGCCUGCAUCUAGAGCAAACCUUGGACAAACUCAAGAUUAUUGAGACGGAGAAGGAUCUAGUUGAGCAGAGGUGUGCAGGACUCAGUGCUAAGAUUGAAAGAUUGGAGCGGGAGAUAGAGUCCCAAGGAUUGAGUUUACCUGAAAGCGAUAAACUUCUUCAGUUGGAAAGAGAUAAAUCUGAGCUUGAAGAAGUGAACGCUAAACUUUUGAAAGAACUGGGACAGGCGCGUGCCGCGGAGCUUAACGCGCACAAACUUCAGAUUCCAAAGUUAGCCGAGGACUUGUUAAAGGAAAAGAAUUGUGAAAUAGAUCGUCUGAGAUUUCAACUUUCUGAACUCCAGGUUAAAUCUCAGAAUUUGUUGCAGAGUACACCCAACUCCUGGACCUCCUCCCUAGAUCACAUGUCUAAAAGUUCUGUUGAACAGCUUAGAGAAGCUCCAAGAAUUCAAAAUCUUUCUGAACUUUCGUUCGUAGUGAACCGACGAGAUGUAGUAACCCAGGCCAAUAAGGUUUCUGUACACAACCUGGAUACAAUCCAUGAAACCUCUUUAACUCUUAGGGAACCAUCUCAUUCUUCCGCAACUCCUGGAACAGUUCGGGAAUGUUCGUAUGAAACGUCAAAUUCUGGAACUACCGGAGAAACAUCACACGAGAGAACUAUCCAAAGAAUUCCAUUGGGAGAAACUAAAUCAGGAAGUACGAAUCUAUCCACCCCUGAGGUUGAGCUGACAAGAGAUACUGCCAAGGACGGAACUGAAGAGAGUAUUAACCAUAAUGAUAUUAUUGAUAAUGAGUUGAUUAGUUCUGAAGAGGUUUCCGCCCUACUCAAUCAGAAAGCAGAAGAAAUUGAAACUCUAAGUUCUAUAAUUCACGAAAAAGAUUCUUAUGUCUAUGAACUCCAAGACAAGGUUCAGGAUUCUGAGGAGAAAAUAAAAAGUUUGGAAAAGGAUUUGUCGGAAAUUAAUAAAACUCUGGAACAGAAAAAUAAAUUCUGCAAGAAUUUAGAGCAAAUUGUGUCCGAGAAAGCUGAGAAAGUUGAAACAUUAGAAAACGCAGUUAACAAACUUAGAACUGAGGUUGAGGAGAAAGAAUCUCAGUGUAUUAGACUGAAGCAAGAUAUUAUUGACAAGGAUGAAGUUCUCUCCUCUUAUGAGGAUAAGUUACAGGACUGGCAGGAUAAACUCCGCGACCUGGAGAAUAAGCAGUUACAGGAUAUUGAACCCAACCUGGCAGAAGAGGUUAAAAGACUCCGUGAGGAGUUAAAUGACCGAGUAUCUGGGAUGGAAAAUCUUCACUCAAUAAUACAGAAGAAUGAGAGAGAUUUACAAAGAAGGAUUGAAGCUGAGAGCGAACUAAAAAGAAAAUGUUCAGAACUAAACAAGGAUCUUGAGACAAAGAUCCAGAUCCUAACUGAAUCCUCCAGAGCUACUGAGAGAUUAAAAUCAGAUCUUGAAUCAGCUCAAAAUAAUCUGGAGGACGAGGCCAGAGAAAAGCUUAAACUUGAAACCGAGCUGAGCAAGGUCACUAAAGAAAUGUCUUCCAUUGAGAGGGUUGUUAAAGAGAUGACGACCCAGUUUAAACGAGAAGUCGGGACAAGAGAUCAAGAGAUUUCCAGAUUGAACUUAAAAUAUCAAGAAAUUGUAAAGAAACAAUCUGAAUCUCUCAAUGCACUAGAACAAGCACCCUAUGCUAUAUCCUGUGAAAAAUGUGAUGCAAAAUUAAACUCUGUAGACAAUGGAUCUCUAGAUGAUUUAACGACUCUAGUUGAACGAGAACUGGAGAAAUCUUCGGAAUUGGAUCGAAGUCUGCUCACGCAAUUGGUUUCCGGUAAUACAACGUUAAACACAACACAGGAGGAUAUCUCAGAGGUUGAGCGGCUACUCCGCAAGGUUCAGCAGGACGGAGUUAAAGUUCUCACCUUAUCGGAGAAACUGUUUCUGACCAAGCACUCUCAAGAUGAAAACCCAAAUGAGGAUGGACGACUAAGAGAAGUGUCCCGAAAGCUUGAGCUGAUGCAGUUUGAAAUUGAGCAAGAACGCGUGGUUUGUGAGGAUUUAAGAAGAUCUUUGGACUUAGAGAAGAAAAAUGGACUCGAACUUUUUUCAAAACUCUCAUCCGAAAGAAAGUUAAAGAACGGGUUAGAAGAAGAACUAAGUGGAGCUCAGCGGCAGAUACGAACCUUGUUAAAGGAAAAAUCUAGAAAUCAUCAGAUGAUUGUUGAUUCUGACAACGAGGAAUUUCUCAACACUAUCAAGUCACAGAAGCAGCAGAUAGAGAGCCUGGAGGAGAGCUUGAGAAUGGAGAAGGAGAACUUUUCUCAGCUCCAGAAUGUGUUGGCUGUGGAGCGAAGGCGGGCACUGAAGACCGAAUAUUCCCAAGAGCGAAGAGACGAGGAAGAUAUUGAAGAACUGAGAAAUCAGCUGAGAGCGGAGAGAAAUUAUAGAGAUCAAUUAGAAUCCAGACAAGAGACAGGGAAAUCAGGAGAGGUUGCUAAACUUAUUAUAGAUCAACUCAACCAUGAGUUGAGAAUUGAAAGAAAAAAGAACUCCGAGGUUUCCCUGGAACUGGAGAAGAUGAAUAGAAACCUCCAGGAUGGAAGCCAGUUUAGGUUUCAAAGAGCAGAAUCGGUUCAAAUAUCUGACCGUGGAGUUGAGCUAGAUCAGUCCUGGAACCGAGCUUGGAGAUCCCGAGAGUUAGAGCUAGAACGUCUCGUCGCUUCUCUUGAGUUGAGAACUGAGAUGAUUGAAAGAGAGAACGAAAGAAAAGGUCUUGAACUGGAUAAAUUAAAGUUGGAACUUAGUCAGCGAGAACGGAAUAAUUCAGGUUUGAGUAAAGAACAGCUGGAGAGAAUGAAACAGGUCAAUUCAUUCCUUGAACAUAACCUGAAGGAGAACGGAGAAAUGUUGGCCACUAUAUCGAAACUUCAAGAAGAACGCCAUGAGUUGAAGAGUAAACUAGCGGAGCACAAAUAUCGACAGGAAACAUGUUCCUGCUCAGGACCUGGAGAAAAUAGGCAGGAUUUAUACAGCAGGUAUCUGAGAACUGAGUCCUACAGGAAAGCAUUAAUCUGGCAGAAACGAUAUCUUCUUGUUCACAUCUCUGGGGGGUAUUUCAGUAGGGAACCAGUGCUCAGGGUAGGACGACAGAACUUGUCUGGGAUUAACAGGUUCAGGGCUGCUGUUUACUCUGUAACCUCUAUCCUGAGAAUGAAAUUUCUGAUCAGAAGAUGGAGCAGCGGGAAGAGAGCAGGAGUAACUCCGUCCAGAUCUAGAGCUUGGAGCAGCGCUCUUUGUUCAUCGUCAGUCCCUGAAAUGAAGACUCCAACCCAGAGAAGACCUGAAUCAUUGGACAUAAGAUUUCCUGCGCACUCUGGAUUGCAUCCUGUAUACAGUCCUAGGCUGGAGCAGAGGAGUAGAGUAAGACGAACUUCUAGUCUACGAGAGCAACCAAGGAGAAGUCUAGAGAGUCCAAGCUCUAUCUCAAGCUCAAGUUCAAUCCACCCUCCUCCAGUAGUUACAGGACGGACUCCGCCAACCCGGGAUAUUGGAGCAAGGAGACAGCGGAGUAGUGAACCUAGUGCAGGAGACCAUCAUACGCUUAAUAAUCAACCUCGGAGAAGUUUAGGGUUUCAGGAGCAGGGUUCAGCAAUCAGGGAUCCGGAGUUAGUCGCAGAUCUCAAAGAUUAUCAGGAGAAAUUAGAGUCCUUAGAGAGACAACUUGGGAUUAAAUUCUGGUCCUGUCGCGAGCAGGUCAGCAGGGUUGAAUAUAAGAACACAAUCCACUCUGGAACCUUUAGUCGUUUUCUUACACUUAGCGCAGGAGAAAGAUUCACCAUGCCUGGCCACAUCAAGCUAACCAAAACCGGGCAACCGGACCCUGACCCGACAGAGUUCUUGCUUCCCAACAUGGAUAUGAAGCGCGCUGAUCAAGCCAAAGUUUACGAUCCUAAGAAGUCUGUUUGGAUCCCUGAUCCUAAAUCAGGAGGGUAUAGAGAAGGACUCCUUGAAUCUGGAGAUGUUGAUGAUCCCGCCAGCAAGUGUGUGGUUGCUGUUGGUCAUGAGAAGUUUACUCACAAGUCUUCUGAGGUUGGUAAGGUUAACCCUCCCAAGUUUGAGAAAUGUGAGGACAUGGUUAACCUCACUUUUCUCAACGAUGCUUCUGUCUUCUGGAACCUGAAGACCCGUUACCAGGCCAAGAUGAUCCAUACCUACUCCGGUCUCUUUGUGGUUGUUGUCAACCCCUACAAGCGUUACCCUCUUUACACCCAUAGGGUUGCUAAGAUCUAUCUCGGUAAGAGACGUAAUGAAUGCCCUCCCCAUCUCUGGGCUAUUGCUGAGACUGCCUACCGUGGUAUGUUGCUGAACAGCAAAAAUCAAGCUAUGCUGAUUACCGGUGAGUCUGGGGCUGGAAAGACUGAGAACACCAAGAAGGUCAUCACCUACCUUGCUAUGGUUGCAACAAGCAGCAAGAAGUCUGACAAGAAGGUUUCCCUUGAAGAUCAGAUUGUGGCCACUAAUCCCAUUCUGGAAUCUUAUGGAAAUGCGAAAACCUCAAGAAAUGAUAAUUCUUCUCGUUUUGGUAAAUUCAUUAGAAUCCAUUUCACUGCAUCUGGUAAACUGGCUGGUUGUGAUAUUGUGUCCUAUCUUCUUGAAAAAUCUCGUAUUACUGAGCAACAGGAGGUAGAGAGAUCUUACCAUAUCUUUUACCAACUUCUUCAACCCUAUGGAGAUGGAAUCGGAGGAGGGCUGAAAGCAAAGUGCCAUCUUAGUUCUGACAUUUAUGAUUAUACAUAUGUAUCCCAGGGUAAGACCACAGUUGCCUCCAUUGAUGAUAAUGAAGAGUUGGAGUAUACUGAGGAUGCCUUCAAUGUGCUUGGGUUCAAGGAGCAGGAAAAGUUUGAUUGCUACAUGCUCACUGCUGGAGUCAUGACAUUUGGAGGUAUUGAAUUCAAAACAAAGGGUAGAGAUGAUCAAGCUGAGUGUGAGGCCAUUGGACCUGACACGUUCCCAGGAAAAGCUGCAGCUCUUAUGGGAGUUGAAGCUGGACCAAUGAUUAAAGCUUUCUGUAAACCAAGGAUCAAGGUAGGGACUGAAUGGGUCACUAAAGGUCAAUCAUGUGUGCAAGCCACAAAUGCUGUAGGUGGUAUUGCAAGAGCUAUCUUUGACCGUGUCUUCAAAUGGCUGAUUGAAAAAUGUAAUGAUACCCUAAUUGACCCAACCCUGAAAAAAAAUAACUUCUGUGCUGUUCUUGACAUUGCUGGGUUUGAAAUCUUUGAGUACAAUGGAUUUGAACAAAUUUCCAUCAACUUUGUCAACGAGAAGCUUCAGCAAUUCUUUAACCACCAUAUGUUUGUUGUUGAGCAGGAGGAGUAUGUCAAAGAAGGUAUUGACUGGGAAAUGGUUGAUUUUGGUAUGGAUUUGGCUGCUUGUAUUAUCAUGUUUGAAAAACCCAUGGGAAUUUGGGCCAUUCUUGAGGAGGAAUCACUUUUCCCCAAAGCAACUGAUAAAUCUUUUGAAGAAAAGCUGAAGGCAUCUCUUGGAAAACUUCCAGUUUUCCUGAAACCCCAGUCCAAGACUGACAAGAAUGCUCACUUUGCUCUUUCUCACUAUGCUGGUAUUGUGUCCUACAAUGUUACCGGUUGGCUUGAAAAGAACAAGGACCCUGUAAAUGACUCUGUUGUUGAAGUUUUCAAAUCAACUUCUACAGUUGAGUUACUUGUUCAUCUUUGGUUGGAUCAUCCUGGUCAACCAACCUCUGCACCAAAAGAUGAUGGAAAGAAGAAGAAAAAGGGUGGCGGUGGUAAAACUGUGUCCUCUGUUUAUCUUGUAUCACUUGGUGAAUUGAUGCAUACCCUCCACAGCUGCGAACCUCACUUUGUGCGUUGCCUUGUCCCUAACACUCACAAGAAACCUGGAGAGGUCGAACCUCCUCUAAUUAUGCACCAGCUCACUUGCAAUGGUGUGCUUGAAGGUAUCAGGAUCUGCAUGAGAGGUUUCCCCAACAGAAUGUUGUACCCUGAUUUCAAAUCUAGGUAUGCCAUUCUUGGUGCUCAAGAAAUCGCAAGUUCAGGAGAUAACAAGACUGCUGUUUAUGCUUUGAUGGACAAGAUUGAGUUCCCCAGAGAUAGAUAUCGUCUAGGACAUACUCUUGUAUUUUUCCGUGCUGGUGCUCUUGCAUUCAUGGAAGAAAAGCGAGAUGAUAUUGUGAUUAGGCUUGUACGUUAUAUUCAAGGAGAGGCUCUCCGGUUUAUGAGAUCUAAAACAUUCAAGAAGAAGGCUGAUCAAAGAGAGCUGAUUAAGGUCUGUCAAAGAAACUUCAGAAAAUUUAUUGCUCUGAGAGACUGGGGAUGGUUUGUGAUUAUUCAAAAGACUCGUCCUAUGAUAGGAAUGCCUAAUCCUGAGGAGGAACUUCGCCUUCUUGAAGAGCAGGCUAAUGCUAAAUAUGGAGCUUAUGAUGAACAACUUAAAACUAAGGAAAGACUUCUUCGAGAAAAUGAAGACAUUAAGGAGGAAACUAAAGCUCUUUUGAAGCAAAUUGAGAAGGAACAGGGUAACAUGUCUGAGUAUCAUGAGAGACAAGCAAAGAUUUCAAGCCAAAAAGCUGAUCUUGAAUCCCAGUUAUCUAAAGCUCAAGAAACUCUGAUUCAAAAGGAACUUGAACGACAGGAAGCCACAGCAGAAAAGAAAAUUCUAGAACAGGAAGUUGUUGCUGUUAAGAAAGACAUUGAAGAUGUUGACAUGGCCAUACAAAAAUUGGAACAAGAAAAAACCAACCGAGACCAUACCAUUAAAAGUCUUAAUGAUGAGGUUGCAAAUCAAGAUGAAGUCAUUAACAAAUUGAAUAAGGAGAAGAAACAUUUGAAUGAGAAUGCCGCAAAGGCCAGUGAAGAUCUUCAGGUUGCAGAGGAUAAGGUUAGUCAUCUUAAUGCGAUUAAAAAUAAACUAGAGCAAACUCUAGAUGAGUUAGAAUCUGCUCUUGACAAAGAAAAGAGAGGAAGAGCCAAUAUUGAAAAAGAAAGGAGAAAAGUUGAAGGAGACCUGAAAGUAACACAAGAACAGGUCGCUGAUCUUGAACGAGUCAAAAAGGAAUUAGAGAACUCAAUAGCCCAUAAGGAAAAAGAUGCAGGAAUUCUGUUUAGCAAACUGGAGGAUGAGCAGUCCCUGGUUGCAAAGGUUCAGAAGCAAAUCAAAGAAUUUCAAUCCCGUGUUGAAGAGAUGGAAGAAGAACUUGAAGCAGAAAGGCAAGCCAGAGCAAAGGCAGAAAGACAAAGAUCUGACUUAUCUAGGGAGCUAGAAAAUCUGGGAGAAAGAUUGGUAGAGGCAUCAGGAGCUACAUCAGCUCAAAUUGAGUUGAAUAAAAAGAGAGAGGCUGAAGUUAGCAAGUUGAGACGUGAUCUUGAAGAAGCUUUUAUUCAACAAGAAGCUACUCUAAUCUCACUCAAGAAGAAGCACCAGGAUGCUAUUGCUGAAAUGACUGAGCAGAUUGAUCAACUAAAUAAGAUGAAGGGUAAGAUAGAAAAAGAUAAGCAGCAUAUCAUGCAUGAAAUUGCUGACACUCGAUCAGCAACUGAUGAGGUCAACCGUUCCGCAGCCGCAGCAGAAAAAUCUCAAAGAAAUCUUUUGACCCAACUGAAUGAGUUAGGUAAAAAGGCAGAAGAAGCCAACCUGACUUUGGCAGACUUUGAGAGUAACAAAAGGAAGCUUUCUGCCGAAAAUGCAGAUCUGCUUCGCCAGCUACAAGAACUUGAAAAUUCUGCUAAUAUGCUGUCCAAGGUUAAAUGUGCCCUUGCCUCUCAACUUGAUGAUCAAAGGCGUAUUGCUGAUGAAGAAGCCAAGGAGCGCCAAUCUCUUCUUGGAAAAUUCAGAAAUGCUGAGCAUGAAGUUGCUGGAAUGAAGGAGCAUUAUGAUGAAGAAGUAGCUAACAAGGAAAAUCUUGUGAGACAACUCAACAAGGCUCAAGGAGAGUCUGAUAUGUGGAGAACCAAGUACGAAAGAGAAGGAGUUGCAAAGGCUGAAGAACUAGAAAUGGUGAAACUGAAGAUGCAAGCUCGCUUAACUGAAGCUGACUCUACAAUUGAUCAACUUAGCUCAAAGCUUGCUCAAAUUGAAAAGUCAAAGCAAAAAAUGCAAGAAGAACUAGACUCCCUGGCUGUCCAGCUGGACCAGGCACAAAUCCUUAAUGCUUCCAUGGAUAAAAAGGCCAAGCAAUUCGACAGAAUUGUUGGAGAAUGGAAAUCCAAGGUUGAUGGACUCAGUAUGGACUUAGAUGUCAGUCAAAAGGAAACAAGGAAUGCUUCCUCUGAACUAUUUAGAAUCAAGUCAGCCUAUGAAGAGGCUCUUCUUCAAUUGGAAGAGGUCCGAAGAGAGAAUAAAAGCCUUUCUAAUGAAAUUAGAGAUGUAAUGGAUCAAAUCAGCGAAGGAGGAAGAUCCAUUCAUGAAAUUGAAAAGAUUCGCCAGCGUCUUGAUGCAGAAAAAAUGGAACUUGAAGCAGCGCUGUCAGAGGCAGAAGGAGCUUUAGAGCAGGAGGAGAAUAAAGUUAUCCGUAUACAGAUUGAGCUUGGUCAGGUCAGGCAGGAAAUUGAGCGUCGUAUGGGAGAAAAGGAAGAGGAAUUUGAAUCUACUAGAAAGGCAAUGAAUAAAGCUAUUGAGAACAUGCAAGCAGCUAUUGAAAUGGAGUCUAAAGCCAAGGCUGAAGCCACACGAAUGAAGAAAAAGCUUGAAUCUGAUGUUUCCGACCUUGAAACUGCUCUUGAACAUGCCAAUGCAGCCAACUCAGAGACCCAGAAAACUAUUAAGAAAUAUCAACUUGCUCUGAGAGAGACUCAGGGUAGGCUUGAAGAAGCAAACAGAUCCAAAGAGAUUGCUCAUGAUAAUCUGCUGGCAGCAGAUAGGAAAGCUCAUGCUAACAAUAAUGCUCUGGAGGAAGCUCGUACUCUGUUGGAACAGGCAGAUCGUGCUAGGAGAAUAGUUGAACAGGAAUUGUCUGAUACUAAUGAAACUCUUGGAAAUCAGUCCUGCAUUAACCAAGCUAUCCAGGGUGCUAAGAUGAAACUUGAAUCUGAAUUACAAACUCUCUCGGCUGAUCUGUGCGAAAUGGCUUCUGAGGCCAGAAUGUCGGAUGAGAAAGCUCAAAAUGCAAUGAUUGAUGCCGCUAGACUAGCUGACGAACUCCGUGCAGAACAGGAGCACGCUCAAAGUCUUGAACGCGACCGCAAACUUCUUGAAGCCCAGAUCAAGGAUAUGCAAUCCAGGUUGGAUGAUGCUGAACAGAACGCAUUGAAGGGAGGCAAGAAGGCCAUGGGUAAGAUGGAUACGAGGAUUCGUGAACUUGAGUCCGAGCUUGAUGCUGAGAAUAGGCGUCUUUCUGAUGCCCAGAAGGGACUGAGGAAGUCUGAACGCAAGAUCAAGGAGUUGACCUACCAGCAGGACGAGGAUAGGAAGAAUCACGAGAGGAUGCAGGGUUUGAUUGAUCAGCUCCAGGGAAAGAUUAAGUCCUACAAGAAGCAGAUCGAAGAAGCUGAAGAGAUUGCAACCCUGAACCUGACCAAGUUCAAGCAGACUCAGCAAGCCCUGGCUCAAUCCCUUGAAGCUGCUGAUGCUAACGAGCAAGCUCUUGCAAAAGCUAAAACCCGUGCUCGCAGCUCAUCCAUUGCUCCAAUGUAAGCUUGUUAAGAAAAGACCCCAAACUACCUACGUUGUCUUAUUUUAGUUUGUAUGUGACUAGUCUGUUAAAUAUAGUAUAUUGCAAGUUC
This is a messenger RNA of Eurytemora carolleeae, 14281 nucleotides long. RefSeq lists its product as uncharacterized. Gene Ontology annotation, cellular component: myosin complex. Lineage: Eukaryota; Metazoa; Arthropoda; Copepoda; Calanoida; Temoridae. The record is from RefSeq and is a predicted model, not a curated record. The coding region runs from base 21 to 14192 and encodes 4723 amino acids. The transcript has 23 exons. Gene Ontology annotation, molecular function: ATP binding; cytoskeletal motor activity.